Musa acuminata subsp. malaccensis (wild Malaysian banana) is the source of this 2428-nucleotide messenger RNA. Its product is annotated as probable methyltransferase PMT2. Gene Ontology annotation, molecular function: methyltransferase activity. Lineage: Eukaryota; Viridiplantae; Streptophyta; Magnoliopsida; Zingiberales; Musaceae. Gene Ontology annotation, cellular component: cytoplasm; endosome; trans-Golgi network. The record is from RefSeq and is a predicted model, not a curated record.
CGAUCACCGCCGGGCCGCGCGGGCUGUGCGGCUCAUUGAGCGGUGACGGUUCUCAUCGGAUCACCGCAGCACCGGGGACCCCUCGCCCAAAUCUAAAUAGAAAUGGAGAGAAGAAUGAAGCAGCAGCAGCAGUGGCAGUCGCAGCAGAGAAUCCAAUACAAUAGUGGAAGAGGUGAUCUUGACGCGAUUCCUGUAGCGGUUUGAAUGAUCUGAGAUCCGGUUCUUCUGCUUCUCUUUUCUUCCUCGAUCUCUACGGAAUCCGCACGAAGCCGGUGCCAUGGCCGUGAAAGGGAAUGCAGCAGACAAUAGGACCAGAAGCUCUGUUUCUAUAUUCAUCAUAAUUAGUAUGUGCUGCUUCUUCUAUAUUUUGGGAGCAUGGCAGAAGAGUGGUUUUGGGAAGGGCGACAGCAUUGCCAUUGAGAUUACUAAGCAAACUGAUUGCACCAUCUUGCCAAAUCUUAGUUUUGAGACUCAUCAUAGUAGAUCAGAUUUCGGUGAUGAUAUUGGAGCGGAAGUCAGAACAUUUGAGCCAUGUCAUGAGCGUUAUAGGGAUUAUACUCCUUGCCAAGAUCAAAAUCGAGCAAUGUUGUUUCCUAGAGAAAACAUGAACUACAGAGAACGGCAUUGCCCCCCGGAAGAAGAAAAACUGUACUGUCUUAUACCAGCGCCCGAAGGCUAUGUUGCCCCCUUUCCAUGGCCGAAAAGCCGUGACUUCGUUCCCUAUGCAAAUGUACCCUACAAAAGUCUUACGGUUGAGAAAGCUGUUCAGAACUGGGUUCAAUAUGAGGGUAAUGUGUUUAGAUUCCCUGGUGGAGGAACACAGUUUCCUCAAGGGGCUGAUACAUAUAUAGACCAACUUGCAUCUGUUAUACCAAUUGCUAAUGGGACAGUCAGAACUGCAUUAGACACUGGUUGUGGGGUUGCAAGCUGGGGAGCUUACCUUUUGAAGAGGAAUGUGUUGGCCAUGUCAUUUGCACCAAGGGACUCUCAUGAGGCACAGGUGCAAUUUGCUCUGGAAAGAGGUGUCCCUGCAAUUAUUGGUGUCCUUGGAACCAUAAAACUGCCAUAUCCAUCUAGAUCCUUUGAUAUGGCUCAUUGUUCAAGGUGUUUGAUCCCUUGGGGAGCAAAUGAUGGCAUGUACAUGAUGGAGGUAGACCGGGUUCUUAGGCCUGGUGGGUACUGGGUGCUUUCAGGCCCUCCCAUAAACUGGAAGAACAACUACAAAGCAUGGCAGCGUACAGAGGAGGAUCUUGAGGAUGAGCAGAAAAAGAUUGAAGAAAUUGCUGAACUACUUUGCUGGGAGAAGGUCUCAGAGAAAAGUGAAAUUGCCAUUUGGAGAAAGAGAAUAAACUCUGAUUCUUGUGCUGUGAGGCAAGAUGAACCCCGUGUCAGAACCUGUGAAUCAUCAUAUGCAGAUGAUGUCUGGUACAAGAAGAUGGAAGCAUGUAUUGUGCCUUUUCCUGAGGUUGACAACCCUGAAGAGGUUGCUGGAGGAGAACUAAAGACAUUCCCAGACAGACUAAAUGACGUGCCUCCUAGAAUAGCAAGUGGUUCUGUUCCUGGUUUCUCAGUUGAGUCAUAUCAGGAAGACAACAGAUUAUGGAAGAAACAUGUCAAAGCUUACAAAAGAUUAAAUAAGUAUAUUGACACGGGACGAUAUCGGAAUAUAAUGGAUAUGAAUGCAGGAUUGGGUAGCUUUUCAGCAGCAAUUGAGUCACCCAAAUUAUGGGUGAUGAAUGUAGUACCCACAAUUGCUGAUAAGUCUACUUUGGGCGUGAUAUAUGAAAGAGGGCUGAUUGGCAUAUAUCAUGACUGGUGUGAAGGUUUCUCAACUUACCCAAGGACAUAUGACCUUAUCCAUGCCAAUGCUGUCUUUAGCUUGUACAACAAGAAUAGGUGCAAGAUGGAAGAUAUUCUUUUAGAAAUGGAUCGAAUUUUAAGGCCUGAAGGUGCAGUGAUAUUCCGCGAUCAAGUAGAUAUCUUGAUGAAGGUGAAGAGGAUGGUCACUGGAAUGAGAUGGAACACCAAGAUGGUAGAUCAUGAGGAUGGCCCUCUUUUGCAGGAAAAGGUUUUGGUUGCUGUUAAGCAGUACUGGGCAGGUGGCCACACUAAUGAAACAGUCGAAGUGUGAAUCUGAUCCAGUAAUCGCCACCAUAAAUCGGAUGUUAUCCCUAUACUAGUUGAUCAUGGAACCAGUUAGAGAGAGGCUAUCAGCUGACAACAGCUUGGAGAUUCGGACAACAUUCUUCGGCCGGAAAUAUUUUACCAUGUUUUUGGUGCUACAUAGCGAUUGUCGUAUCAGUUAAUUUUGCUUCCUUCUCUUCCUCCCUGCCUUUUGUAGUCUAUGUCCUCGCUUGCUAAUUUGACUCUUUUUAUGAGAUGAUCUGAAACCAUUGAGGUACCUGUGAAAUCCAAUGCAUUCUUUUCA